GUGAAUUAGACGCGUUCUUACGCGUUCUUACGUGUGCGCUAGCCACCUAGCUCGACCCGCAUGCACUUCCAUCUUUUGCUCGCGCUCAAAAGCACGGCGCGCGUCGCACUCGGGAGCAAUGAGCUAGGCAGGUCCGGAUUUGCCGCAGAUCCGACGUGCCUCCAGUUCCAUUCCAAAUAAUCAUCUGCUUCGGUCGUUUCCUAUGGCCAAAUUGUUGCCGGUGUCUGCAUCAAUCGGGCUGCGUGAAAAGCCGCGAGCUGCUGCAAGACAAUCUCCGCUCAGGAGACAAGGAUUGAAUACACAACUAUAUUUCAGGGAACACCAGGGGCAACCCGCAGACGCGAAGAGCGGCAAGAAGACUUGGAAGCCCUUGAGCGUAGUCACUCCUCGGUCUUAAGUUUCGGACCCUUCACAAUCAUCACAUUUUUUUAGAUUGAUCAAGUAUAAAGCCAAGGUGUCCUCCAAAUCAUCUCUCACCCACUUCCAGCGCUGCGCCAGGCGGUUGCUUUCGUCGUCGUCGGUCCCCGUCCCCGGUAUGCCUUCUCUUCGCCGCUCCCUUUCUUCGCCUGUGGUUCGCAGCACCCCGUACUCUUCCUCUGGGACGCGCUCCCAGGGCAGCGGUGGUCAUCGUCGUUCCUCGGGCUCAGAAACCAACAUCAGACGGGUUCUCGCUGAUUUGGACUGGUGGAGCGUCACUCAAGGUCAAACGGAGCCUAUGCUCCCUGAGCAAGAGCAGGAGGAGGAGGAAGACGCCGACGGCUCCGAACAAGACAACAUCCCGGCCGUCACCCCGGCCGGCGUUGAUCUUGGUGUUGAGCAUCUGGACACGCAUGAUCUGUGGAUCUCUUUUGGGUUGGGUUCGUCGGAAGCGCCAGUCGCGGAGAUGGCUGCGCUCGCUAUCGCGCCAACAACCCCUCGGCGGCAUGCGCUCGAGUCUUCGACGUCUUCCCUCGAGUCGACACCCGACAGUUCGGACGCUCAGAUAGAGCAGCCGUUCCUAGACGCGUUUGGACUGACUUCGCCCGACGCGCUGGCCCCACCGUCGCCAACCCUGGGGCGCGCGCGUCCUGCAUUGCUCGCGAACCUACGCACGCUAUCUCUGGUUGAUCUGGCCACCUCGUGCGAGCGCUACGCCGACUUUGCGUUGUCGCCGCUCUCGUCAUCCGCGUUCCUUUCGGACUGAUCGGUGCACCUUCCACACAACUCUGUCAGAAAUUCUGGCAGCAUCCACGAGCCUAAAACGCGUCUUCGAAAAUGUAUGCCUUCACGCCAGCCGUCAUUCCCCUUCACGAAUAUCCAUUUGCAUUCACACCAUUCCUACACUCUAUUUCUUGCAUACACAUCUCGC
Molecule: messenger RNA, 1348 nt
Organism: Mycena citricolor
Lineage: Eukaryota; Fungi; Basidiomycota; Agaricomycetes; Agaricales; Mycenaceae
Source: the annotation of a GenBank genome assembly